UAUCCCUCUUCUCUUCUCUCUCUGGUCUUUCUCUCUUCUCUGUGUGUAUGUAUUAUCUUCCCAACAGGCUCCAAGGCCUGGCACAUGCGGCUGACCUUUGAACGGCUCUCAGGCGGUUGCAAUCUGCAUCGGUGCAAGCUUUGCGGCAAAGUGGUCACCCACAUACGCAACCAUUAUCAUGUGCACUUUCCGGGCCGCUUCGAAUGUCCACUCUGCCGGGCGACCUACACCAGAAGCGAUAACCUGCGCACGCAUUGCAAGUUCAAGCAUCCGAUGUUCAACCCCGACACCAGAAAGUUCGAAAACAUGCUUUCCCCCACGAUGGCGUCGCAAGCGGCUGCGGCGGCAGCAGCCAUUUCGGCAGCGGCUGCCGCCGCAAACAGCAGCUUUAAGCCCGAUUUUUCCACGGCGGCCGCGGUCGCGAACAGCUUCAAGUCGGAGCAGUUCUCCGCGGCGGCAGCAGUUGCCAAUUACGCGCUCGGCUCCUUCAAGUCCGAGUUCCCCCCCAUUCCGAGCUCGACCGCGGCGGCGGCUGCGGCGGCUGUAGCGGCAGCGGUAGCGGCGUCCGUCUCGCCCGGCGGCGGCGGUGGUGGCGGCGGCGGCAUUGGUGGUGUCGGGAGCGGUGGCGUUGGUAAUAGUAGUAUGGUUGGCAUCAGCAGCGUCGGGGGGAGUGGUAUUGGUGGUGGAGGCGGUGGCGGCGGAGGCGGCGGCGGCGGCGGCAGUAAUCUCAGUAUGCAGGCGGCUGUCGGUGGUGUAGUGACGGGCAGCGGGAUCAUGGCUACCGGCGCGGGCGGCGGUAGAGAUAGCGGCUGUGGCGGUGUCGGUGGCGGUGGGGGAGGUGGAGGAGGUGGAGGUGGUGGUGGUGGUGGCGGCGGAUGUGGUAGUGGUGGUGGAAGCAGUGGCCGGGAAAGUAAUAAUGGUGGCGAUCUGUCCGACUGA
Messenger RNA from Anopheles marshallii, 939 nucleotides. Its product is annotated as glycine, alanine and asparagine-rich protein-like. The record is from RefSeq and is a predicted model, not a curated record. The annotation marks the transcript as partial. NCBI's taxonomy places the organism in Eukaryota, Metazoa, Arthropoda, Insecta, Diptera, Culicidae. The transcript has a single exon.